Messenger RNA from Protopolystoma xenopodis, 390 nucleotides. The record is from the annotation of a GenBank genome assembly. Lineage: Eukaryota; Metazoa; Platyhelminthes; Monogenea; Polystomatidea; Polystomatidae.
AUGUGCCCCGUAUCCGAGCUUGUGAUUGACAGAAUGGCCAGAUUAUUGACCGUCGGACUGGCCUUCAGGGCCUAUUCCGUCACCGGAAACUGGGACGAAGCCAACUGGACUUGGCUUUCAGUGCCGAGGAAUGCGAGGAAGACUCAGACACCCCAUGGAUUGCAUAACACUGCAACCUCGGUAAACUACCACUUGUUGGUACCCCUACCCCCUCUUGUGGGUAGUGAUGGCAUCACCCACAUUUGUCGCAUCGUCACGACAAUGCAAAGCUCUGAUACCGGUUGCUCUCCCGUCCCUUACCUGCUCAUCGACCUGGACAUGCAAUGCGUUGACAGCCCAUCAACUCGCUCUAAACGGGCAUGUGCAGUCUUCGCUUGUAGGACAGGCUGA